Messenger RNA from Carassius carassius (crucian carp), 1042 nucleotides. Its product is annotated as vesicle-associated membrane protein-associated protein A-like. Gene Ontology annotation, molecular function: FFAT motif binding. Gene Ontology annotation, cellular component: endoplasmic reticulum membrane; plasma membrane. The record is from RefSeq and is a predicted model, not a curated record. The transcript has 6 exons. Lineage: Eukaryota; Metazoa; Chordata; Actinopteri; Cypriniformes; Cyprinidae. Bases 246 to 944 code for a protein of 232 amino acids. Gene Ontology annotation, biological process: neuron projection development.
CUGCCCGCACAGAUUCUGACGAGGCCAAUAAUUCUCGCGCCUUUAGCUUUUAAUGAAAACACACACGUACAGAAAUAAGACAAGAGCGCGGGAACGGAACUCAAAACCGCGGCCGUUUCUCCCGUUCAUCUGCGUGACGUGUACCGCCGUGCCCGCGCUGCGCGGGUGUGUGAGCGUGAGUGCGCGCGCGCGUCGUGGCCGGGGCUCUUGAGCAGCACGCGACCGCGACCCGUUUAACGGCAGUCAUGUCCAGACUGGAGCAGGUUCUGAUCCUCGACCCGUCGAGUGACCUCCGCUUCAGAGGACCCUUCACUGAUGUGGUGACCGCUAACCUGAAGCUGAGGAACCCGUCCGACAGAAGAGUAUGCUUCAAAGUGAAGACCACAGCUCCUCGCCGUUACUGUGUGCGUCCCAACAGCGGCGUGAUCGACCCCGGCUCCACCGUCACCGUCUCAGUCAUGCUGCAGCCCUUUGAAUACGACCCGAACGAGAAGAGCAAGCACAAGUUCAUGGUGCAGUCCAUCCUGGUGCCGGCCGGCACAAGCGACCUGGAAGCCUUGUGGAAAGAUGCCAAACCGGACGACCUGAUGGACUCCAAGCUGCGCUGCGUGUUUGAGAUGCCUUCAGACAACGAGAAGAUGAACGAGCCGGAGGCUGCUGUGAACGUCUCGUCAGGAGCCAGAGCCACAGACGACACAGAGAUGAAGAAGCUGAUGGAGGAGUGUAAGAGACUGCAGACGGAGGUCGGGAAUCUGCUGGACGAGAACCACCAGCUCAAGGACGAAGGGCUGAGGAUGAGGAAGGUCAAUCAGUUGGACAGCUCUGUGUCCAGGUCUUCGGCGGUGAUGCAGAGUAAAGACCCGUCCUCCAGAUCUCUGCCGUCUCUGCUGGUGCUCAUCGCUGCCAUCUUCAUCGGGUUCUUCCUCGGGAAGUUUGUCUUGUAGAUGAGCGUGAGCAGAGGAAGUAAACAUGUCUGUGUACAGGAUCAUUCAAACGCGGCUCGUCUCUCUCUCUCACACACACACACACACUCGUCUGGUCU